Lottia gigantea (owl limpet) is the source of this 1767-nucleotide messenger RNA. RefSeq lists its product as hypothetical. Gene Ontology annotation, cellular component: membrane. The transcript is spliced from 13 exons. The record is from RefSeq and is a predicted model, not a curated record. NCBI's taxonomy places the organism in Eukaryota, Metazoa, Mollusca, Gastropoda, Lottiidae. Gene Ontology annotation, molecular function: transmembrane transporter activity. Gene Ontology annotation, biological process: monoatomic anion transmembrane transport. The coding region runs from base 1 to 1767 and encodes 588 amino acids.
AUGGGGUUGUCGAUUGUAUUGAGACAAUUAUGGAGUAUUCGUGUUCUUUUUAUUAUGGUUUUAACACCAUUACUCCUUCUAGCAUUACCUUUAUAUAUAGGCACAGUGGAGGCUAAGGCAGCGUUUGUUCUGAUAUUGAUGGCGGUUCUAUGGAUAACGGAAGCAGUACCAAUAGCAGUAACAGCGAUGCUUCCGAUAUUUCUAUUUCCAAUGUUAGGCGUGGUUAAAGCUAAGGACAUAGCUCCAGCAUAUAUGUCUGACACAUUGAUGGUAUUUAUUGGUGGUUUGAUAAUGGCAACUGCAAUUGAAACUUGGGACAUCCAUAAAUUAUUGGCACUAAGGAUACUAUUAUCUGUAGGUUCCAAACCUCGCUGGUUAAUGUUAGGAUUGAUGUUACCCACGUGGUUUUUAUCAAUGUGGAUCAGUAAUACAGCUACUACUGCUAUGAUGAUACCUAUUGCACAAGCUAUAUUAGCACAACUGAAAGCUACCAAUAUAUUACUCAAGGAAGAAACCGCAGAUAGUGUCAUUGCAUCACUGCCCCACCCCUUCCGUCUACCCACCCAUCCCUGGGUAUACUGUGACGAUUUAUCUUUUAAAUAUAGAGAAGCUGCAGAUGGUGAUGAUAUCAAGUACAAAAAGUUAUGUAAAGCAAUUUCAUUGUGUAUCUGUUAUGCUGCCAACUGUGGAGGAAUUGGUGCUUUAACAGGAACCGGACCAAAUUUAGUGGUGAAGGGAUUUGCAGAUGAAUUGUAUGCGGCACAUGGGUUGAAGAAUCCCGUUACGUAUGCAACAUGGAUGGGAUAUGGUUUACCGUUAUCUUUUCUGGUUCUUAUGGUUACAUGGAACUGGUUACAAUUUUUCUUUUUAGGAUUUUCUGCACUCCUCUUUUAUUUCAGCGCUACGUUUAGUUGUAAAGAUAAGAAACAAUCAGGAGAAAACAAAGUGCAGGAGAUGAUUCGAAAACAAUAUGAUGCAUUAGGUCCAGUGACGUAUGCUCAAAAGAAUGUGCUAGUAUUGUUUUCAAUAUUAGUGGUAUGCUGGAUAACUCGAGAUUUAGGUGGUGUUGGUGGCUGGGGUGAUUUAUUUCAACCUCUAUAUGUAAGAGAUUCUACACCAGCCAUACUUGUUGCCGUUCUGUUGUUUUUCCUACCAUCUGAACUUCCACCGAUCUUCUGUAAUCGAGAUAAAAAGAACGAUAGAGAUAUGUUUAGAACACCACGGCCUCUAUUAACGUGGCAGAAUGUACACGAGAAGCUUCCUUGGGGUUUAUUCAUAUUGUUAGGUGGUGGAUUCGCUCUAGCUAAAGGUUGUCAUGUAUCAGGACUGUCCAGAUGGAUUGGUUUACAGUUAGAAGUAUUUAUUGGAUUAAAUAAAUGGUUGAUGUUAUUAGUAUUAUGUUAUAUUUGUGAAAUGUUAACUGAAUUUAUAAGUAAUGUAGCCCUGGCAACUUUAAUUAUACCUAUCCUGGCCGAACUGGCAAUGAGCACGGGAGUCAAUCCACUAUUUUAUAUUCUGCCAGCAGCAGUUUCAGCGUCUUUUGCUUAUAUGUUACCAGUAGCAACGGCACCAAAUGCUUUAUGCUUUUCUUAUGGUCACAUUAGAGUUUUAGAUAUGGUGACAGCUGGAUUUUUUAUGAAUCUGAUUGCUAUUCCAAUGCUAGUGUUUGCUACCUUCACUUGGGGUGACGCCAUUUUUCAUUUUCAGAAUGUUCCUUUCACGUUCGACAGUGUUAACAAAACUCUUCUGUUAAACUCUACGAUGUAA